Molecule: messenger RNA, 597 nt
Organism: Trematosphaeria pertusa
Lineage: Eukaryota; Fungi; Ascomycota; Dothideomycetes; Pleosporales; Trematosphaeriaceae
Exons: 1
Coding region: 1-597 (198 amino acids)
Source: RefSeq, a predicted model, not a curated record
AUGUGGAAGAUGGGUGAGCAGGGAGAGCUAUUCGCGAAGAAGCGAGAAGACGGAGAUAGCGGGUGUUUUCGGUCGGAGGGGGACGAAAGGAACCAGGGAGGCGCAAGUCCUGAUACACUGCCACAGCGAAGCGAGGCUGCGAGUGUGGAGAAAGAGAGAAGAUCACUGAACUCUCGACACAAUGAUGGCGGGAAUCCUUGGAGCUCGAUAUCACACAUCGAGUGCAUACUCGAUAUCAAGACAGCCACAGACGGCGUGCUUGUGCGAGCGCUGGUGGAAUUGAGGGAAGAGUGUGGUAUAAUUCGACUUGUGGGCAUGGAUUGGAAUCUACCCGAACAGUGGCGGGAGAGGGUGAAGGAGCUUAUUAGCGAGUUGGCUUACAAGGCGGCCGAAAGUUUGUCGAGAGUUAGAGGUUGUGCUAGGCUUGAUAUCUAUACCAAGUUCCAGCUUGAGGAUGUCGUAAACUGUGACGACGAUCGCAGGAUCUUGUUGAAUGGAGCGGCUCUUCCUCGUGACCGCGUUGGCGAGUUAGCAGGCUACGCGGCAUUCUUGAAGCAGGAAGCGGCAAGCCUAGGGGAUAUGGCCCGCCAACAUUAG